This is a messenger RNA of Triplophysa dalaica, 4633 nucleotides long. It is a transcript of the gene slc6a1a, whose product is annotated as solute carrier family 6 member 1a. Gene Ontology annotation, molecular function: gamma-aminobutyric acid:sodium:chloride symporter activity. Gene Ontology annotation, cellular component: cell surface; plasma membrane; axon. Bases 303 to 2432 code for a protein of 709 amino acids. The transcript is spliced from 15 exons. Lineage: Eukaryota; Metazoa; Chordata; Actinopteri; Cypriniformes; Nemacheilidae. Gene Ontology annotation, biological process: sodium ion transmembrane transport; neurotransmitter transport. The record is from RefSeq and is a predicted model, not a curated record.
CUCUGGAGAUGUUGAGGAGCAGCUAAUCGCAGACAGUCUGUGCUCGGUGGAUUCAGAACCACUCGCCCGUGGACAGCUCCGGCAAGACCGCUUUACAUGGACACAACACUCUUUGGACACAUUGCUCAUACUGGAAGUUUACAACUUGGAAAGGAAUCUACGGAUACCUCACUUCACCACACAAGGGAAAAUUCCCUUUGCCAGGGGAUUCAAAUUCACUGUUAACUGAAGCGAUCUCGGGUUCGAGCGGGUGUUGUGGAGCUCUGCUGUUGUCUUCGCGGACUGGUGCUGAAAUCAGAGACAUGGCGACAAAUAAUACCAAAAACGCCGACGGACAAGUUGUGACGGAACUAAACGAGAUCAUUACGAACGACAAAACCAAACCUGAGGACGACAAAUCAGAGGAGAAGAAGAAAGACAUUCCGGUGAGGGAAACUUGGGGUGGGAAAUUUGAUUUCCUGCUGUCAUGUGUAGGCUACGCCAUCGGACUGGGCAACGUGUGGAGAUUUCCUUACCUGUGCGGGAAAAACGGUGGAGGUGCUUUCUUAAUCCCGUACUUUUUGACGCUCAUUUUUGCGGGAGUUCCUCUGUUUUUCCUUGAAUGCGCGCUCGGACAGUACACGUCGAUUGGCGGCCUUGGGGUUUGGAAACUGGCUCCAAUGUUCAAAGGUGUUGGUCUUGCGGCUGCAGUUUUGUCAUUCUGGCUGAACAUUUACUACGUUGUGAUCAUUGCCUGGGCCCUGUACUACCUAUACAACUCCUUUACUUCUGAGCUUCCAUGGAAAUCUUGUAACAAUCCCUGGAACACAGACAGAUGCUAUACCAACUACAGCAUAGUAGACACUGCAAAUCUAACCAGUGCUGUCAAGGAGUUUUGGGAACGCAAUGUGCAUCAAAUGACCGAUGGCUUAGAAAAACCUGGUGAGAUUCGUGUGCCACUCGCUAUAACGCUGGCCAUUGCCUGGGUCCUUGUGUACUUCUGUAUUUGGAAAGGAGUGAGCUGGACUGGAAAGGUUGUGUACUUCUCUGCCACCUAUCCAUACAUCAUGCUGUUCAUUCUGUUCAUCCGUGGGGUGACUCUGCCUGGGGCUCGUGAAGGAAUCUUGUUCUAUAUCACUCCAAAUUUUGAGAAGCUAAAGGAGUCGGAGGUUUGGCUGGAUGCUGCAACACAGAUUUUCUUCUCGUACGGUUUGGGUCUGGGCUCCCUUAUUGCUCUUGGCAGCUACAACCCAUUCCAUAACAAUGUGUACAGGGACUCCAUCAUUGUGUGCUGCAUAAAUUCAUUCACUAGCAUGUUUGCUGGAUUUGUGAUUUUCUCUAUCGUGGGCUUCAUGGCACACGUGACAAAGAGAUCAAUAGCUGAUGUAGCUGCAUCAGGUCCUGGUUUAGCAUUUUUGGCCUAUCCAGAAGCUGUGACGCAGUUACCCGUCUCACCACUGUGGGCUAUUCUCUUCUUCUCCAUGCUGCUCAUGUUGGGAAUCGACAGUCAGUUCUGUACGGUGGAGGGCUUCAUUACUGCUCUUGUGGACGAGUUUCCCCAUGUGCUCAGAAAGAGGAGGGAGAUCUUCAUCGCAUGUGUCUGCGUUGUGUCCUACGCCAUUGGUCUGUCAAAUAUCACACAGGGCGGUCUCUACGUGUUCAAGCUUUUUGAUUAUUACUCAGCCAGUGGAAUGUGUCUGCUAUUCUUGGUCUUCUUCGAGUGUAUUUCAAUCUCUUGGUGCUAUGGAGUGAACAAGUUUUAUGAUAACAUCCAAGAGAUGAUUGGAUACAAGCCAUGCCUUUGGUGGAAACUGUGCUGGGUUUUUUUCACCCCUCUAGUUGUUGGCGGUGUGUUCCUCUUUAGUGCUGUGCAAAUGGUCCCUCUUACCAUGAACAACUAUGUGUUCCCUAAAUGGGGGCAGGGAGUGGGAUGGCUCAUGGCUCUAUCCUCAAUGGUUCUUAUACCCGGCUAUAUGGUCUACAUGUUCCUCAAUCUGAAGGGCACAUAUAAGGAGCGAAUCAGAAUCAUGCUGCACCCAGCAGCAGUGAAGCGAACACAGGAGAAUGGACCAGAGCAACAGCAGCUACAGCAACCAGAGCAGUUACCGCAGCAACCGCAAUCAUUGUCACAAUCACCGCAGCAGCCGCAAUCGCCCCAGCAACCACAAUCACCACAACAGCCGCAAUCGCCCCAGCAACCACAAUCGCCCCAGCAACCACAAUCACCCCAGCAACCACAAUCGCCCCAGCAACCGCAAUCACCGCAGCAACCGCAUUCACCACAGCAAACGCAAUCACCACAGCAACCGGAUCAGACACAACUGCAGCUGAAAUCUCCCCAGCAACCACAAUCACCCCAGCAACCACCACAACAAGCACAGCCACAACCCCAGCCGCAGGUGCCGGCUGAGAAUUCUUCUUCAGCUGUACCUGGCAAUGAUGCCAACGUCUAAAACCAGUAGAGGUUCACCCCAGCCGAGAGCAAUCAAAGAUUAACAACACAGAGGACUUCCAUGUUUAUACAGUUAUAGAAUCAUCUACCUCCUGGGUACAGUCAUACAUAAUCAAGCUAAACACAAAAGUGAAGAAAAUGAUCAUAUUUAUACGAACUUGCAUUUGUAAAACGUACACCCUGUAAGUUUUCCAAAUGCAAAAUAAAAAGCGUCAGUGUUAAAAAAUGACUUAUAUACUAUGUAUCAUGUGUAUAUGUCUCUAAGGUUAUACUGUGAGUUAGAUUUACGGACAGUGCACUGCUUUGCAAUGCAUAAACGAUAUCUGUGAGGUGUACACUGUUUCUAUGUUGCACUGGGGACUAAAGCACAGAGGGAAUUCAAAAGCAUCUAAGGGAAAGUCGGUGUUACAUUCUGGGUCAUUUUAGAAAACCAAGGUGUAUCAAGCGAGCCCUGUGCCAAGAGGCACAACAAUUUUUUCAUCUGUAGAACCCUCGGAUGACCCGUCAUUAUGUUGUUUAGUAUUUUUGUUAAGAGAGACUGUUAGUAUUGGGAAACAGAUAAACUAUUGUAUGUGACUGAAACAUUUGCAGAAUUAUUUUUCAGAAUGCUUUUACUACUUUCAUGUUGUGACCAAGGACCAAAAUCAGAGACUAAAGCAAAAAAGAAUCUAUGCCAGGCAGUAUGUAGUAUGUAAAGCACAGGGUACAAAAACACAAACAACACAGGGUGAACAUUUUUACUAUCAUCAACAUACUAUAGUCCUGUUUACACGUCCCCUCAGGAAUAUCUCAAAAGAAUCCUUUCUAAGAUAUGUCUCUGACCCUAAGUGCAUAUCGGGGCUUCAAGCCUCUUAGAAACUAAAAUUAGUAGGAAUCUGCAUGACCAUCAUUUGAAUAAAAAGACUCUGACGAGUCCCAAAAAUAGUUUACACUAGUUGAUUGUGCCAUGUUUUCUGGGGAAGUAAACUACAUAUUCACCCGAGUUAGUAGCAUAUACAAAAAAAAACAUUUUGGGUCUUUUGGCCCUUUUUGCCACCCAAAAGCACAAGACUGCUCCAAUGAUAGAGCAAUGAUGUGGCGACAGUUUGCAUCAAAGGCAGCUACGUGUGAAAAGCAUUGGAUCCUCUUAAAAAUGUUUACUACGAGGAGAAAAGUACCUACAUAAAUGUGAAUGGCUUCGUCCUGUGAAUUUUGUACAAAAUAUUAUUUUCUGCAGUUUUAUCUGGAACUUUAUUGUAAAACUGUAUUGUGUGAAACAUGUAACCGUGGAUGUCUGUAUUCCAUUGUCUAAUGUUGAAGUUGCUGUUUUCUGCAAUAAUAUUUUGAUCUCUGAAUUACAUAUCUUAUGGAAGUUAUGGGAAAUAAGUGAUCAUUAUAAAAAGGAUUAUAAAAGAAAUAGAAUUUAUGUCUCGUAAGAAAUUAUAUUGUUUUGUAUAUUUUUAACUGUAACACUGCCUAAAACAAAUUAUACAUAGGACAUGUAUUUAAAUGGUGUAAUAUGAGAAAGCACGAUUGUUAUGUACAAUGUUUGAAUAAACAUAGGAACAUUUGUAGUCUAUAAUGUGUGUGUUAAAUUCCAGUGUUUAGUAUAGAGGUUUGAUUGUUUGUUUGUUUGUUUUUCAAUGGUCAUUAUGUUUCUAAGAUUACACAUUUAAAUGUCUGGUACAAAUAAUGACAUUAAAGAAUGCAGUUAAAGAGCCACAAAGCAGUAAUGAACUGAAUUGUUAAAGGGAUGAUACUGAAUGGGCAAUGAUAUUGCAAUGUGACCCCAGUUUUUGCUGUAUUAUCUUUAUUCAGUUACAAUUAAAAAAACUUGCAAUAGAGGUACAACAAGGGGAGAAACAUGUAUAGAAUACAAACAGUAACUAGACAAUCAGUAAAUAAAGGAAGUACUGCGCAGUACUGUUUACAUUUGAACAAAUGCAUUGAUGUCAGUUUCAACAACAAUUCAGCUCAAUUGGAAAUUAAAGUCGAUUUUUGGUUAAAAAGUUAAUGUAUAUAGUUAAAAAAUGAGUGAGAGUCAGUGAAUUAAAAAAAAUGUAAAAUGGUUAAUAACAUUUGUGUUUGUUUUGUUUAUAAUUCAUGUUUGUUCUUUAUGUAUGUGCUCACAAAUGAUGCAUUUUAAUCAGCUAUGUAACGUUAUCUAUUACUUUUUUAUUCGAUAUAAACUUAUUUUGUUAAUGAUUUAGAUUACGCCCUGCA